UCGGAGACGUCCCAGUUUGAACUUUAAAGUUUAAACUUAUGAUUUUCGGGAUGCAUUCUCUUUAAAUUUUUAAGGCUCACGUAAAAUAAAAUUCAUAAAAGUAAUUUUUGAAGUUCUGUUCCCCGAUUGGGAAGAUUUUAUGUCCAGAAUCUGACUCUUCAGGGAAAACCGAAUAUUCUAUUUUCAGAUGUUCUUUUUUUCCGGUUUUUACUUUUUCCUGGUUUUUUUCGUUCCUUUAUUUGAAUUCAAGUUUCGGUGAUUUUCCUGCUCUCCAGUAGUUUUUUUGCCGUAGAUCGUGAUAUGCAUGUGGCUUGCUUGAAAAUCUGAAGGACAUGAUAAUUCUCGCUUUGUGAUCUCUCCCACUGUAAUCGUCUGAUUCGUCUCCCAGUUAAGCAUGCCGAAGAAGAAAGCAGGACAGCGUCACACGCCGCGACCUACUGCGCGCACCACGACCAAACCCGCUCCCCCUGCUAAACGCCACACUGCGCCAGGCACAUUAGGAACUUCAUCCCCGCGUACGAGCCAGUCGGAUUCGCAGAAUAUCACGCCUGUUAACAAGAAAGAAGAGAGCCGUCGUGCUCGGCUGGAUCGCGCCUGCAAACGACGCAAUGCCAACAGCGGGGUUGAUUUGGAUGAGCAUUUCCGGAUUAUUGGCCUGCAGAUCCGGCGGAUGACUGGCGACGGGAACUGUAUGUUCCGUGCGUUUGGUGAUCAGUUGGAGGGAAACGAGAACAACCAUCGCCAUUAUCGCACGAACAUCGUGGAGCACAUUACCAAGCACAAGGAGCAGUACGACACCUUUCACGAGCUGGAAGAAGAGAAGAAUUUUGACAUCCGACUGAAAAAAUUAUCAAAGAACGGGACGUUUGGCGGACAGGAGUGUUUGGUUGCGUUCGCGCGGGCCUACAAUCGUCUGGUGUUCGUCCAUCAGCCCGAUGAAAAAAUCACACUACAGUUACCGCCCAACCACAACGUCGAUCCGGCCAAGCUGAAGCAGGUGCAUCUGCUGUACACGGGCGGCAACCACUACGACAGCAUCCGUCUGAUCAACGACGCCAGCCCCGCCGCCGGCGCCAAUGUGUAUCUAGUAAGCGAACAUGGAACUAUUCAGUGCAGUGCUGAUACACGACCUAAUAUUUCCGCAUCAGUGCCUGAAGAUCAGGGUAUCCAGGAUGCAUCUCAGGAAUUCGACGACGAUAAAAACGCCGAGGAUGACGAUGGAUCGGGGCAAAAUGCUGAUCUGCUGAAGCACGAACGGGAUUCUGGUCUCGGUUCCCUGGAAGGAUCCCGAGAACCGUCGAUUUCUAGUCGCACCGACGACGAUGCGGAUGUCGUUCUUGUGCCAACGACUGUCAACGCCAGUCCCGAAUUUACGCAGCACGAUGCUAAUGAAAAUGAUAAGGGCUUUGAAGAUCAAACUACCAUCAUACUGGAUGAAUCUCCUAUUCAUGAGGAUGAAUCCUUGGUCGAUAAAGCGGUGCCGGUGUCCGCGGUUAGCAAAAAGUCUCCGAAAUCCGAUAAUGCAAAGCCGUUGUCCAAGAAGGAACGUCGCCGCAUGCGCCGUGCCAAGACCGAAAUCCCACAGCGAGCUCCCUCGCCGACGACGCCGCCGCCCUGUCCGGUGACGGAACUGAGCUCGGCGAUGAAAACGCGCAUGGUGCUGGCUUAAAAGUGCUUCCUGAAGAGUUUUAACGCUUUACACGCAGCAAGAUGUAUAUUUUAUGUUUUUCGUGAGAGCGCCUGUGUUGAAGGUUUGAGUUUUUCUUUUGUUUUUGCAUUUCGGUGCCCUGAUGCGCUUUCACGGUUUGCGGCUUGUCGAGGAUCAUUGUUUGUGAUACUCGAGGUGUUUUUUUUAACAGUUACAUGGGAAUAGUGUCGGUACUUCUCAAUAAUCAAUACUGAAAUUUUCGGCUACGGUUUCGUGUCGUGCGUUUGCUUAAUUACAAAAACAUGUGCGGUACCUGAUGAAAAUGAAAUAAAUAAAAAUAUGCUGUGGA
Molecule: messenger RNA, 1997 nt
Organism: Paramacrobiotus metropolitanus
Lineage: Eukaryota; Metazoa; Tardigrada; Eutardigrada; Parachela; Macrobiotidae
Exons: 8
Coding region: 395-1669 (424 amino acids)
Biological process (GO): protein deubiquitination
Molecular function (GO): cysteine-type deubiquitinase activity
Source: RefSeq, a predicted model, not a curated record